Messenger RNA from Mesoplodon densirostris (Blainville's beaked whale), 2510 nucleotides. RefSeq names its product family with sequence similarity 83 member D (gene SACK1D). Gene Ontology annotation, cellular component: cytosol; mitotic spindle pole. The record is from RefSeq and is a predicted model, not a curated record. The coding region runs from base 26 to 1705 and encodes 559 amino acids. The transcript has 4 exons. NCBI's taxonomy places the organism in Eukaryota, Metazoa, Chordata, Mammalia, Artiodactyla, Ziphiidae. Gene Ontology annotation, biological process: positive regulation of cell cycle G1/S phase transition; regulation of ERK1 and ERK2 cascade; protein localization to mitotic spindle.
AGCCGGCUUGUGUCCGAGCGUUGCCAUGGCUCUGCGGCCCGAUGGCCUGGACGAACUGCCCGCAGCCUGCCUGUCACCGUGCGGGCCGCCCAACCCGGGCGAGCUGUACAGCGAGGAGCGGCGCUUGGCGCUCGAGGAGCUGGUGGCGGGUGGCCCCGACGCUUUCGCGGCCUUCCUGCGACGCGAGCGCCUCGGCCGCUUCCUAAACCCCGAAGAGGUGCGCGCCAUCCUAGGCGCGGUCGAGCGGCCCGGCGAGGAGGGCGCGGCAGCGGGGGCCGAGGACUCCUUCGGCUCGUCGCACGACUGCUCCUCCGGCACCUACUUCCCCGAGCAGUCGGACCUGGAGCCGCCGCUGCUGGAGCUCGGCUGGCCCUCCUUCUAUAAGGGCGCCUACCGCGGGGCCACGCGCGUCGAGGCGCACUUCCAGCCCCGCGGCACGGGCGCCCGCGGCCCCUAUGGCUGCAAGGACGCGCUGCGCCAGCAGCUCCGCUCGGCGCGAGAGGUGAUUGCAGUGGUUAUGGAUGUUUUCACGGACAUCGACAUCUUCCGAGACCUGCAGGAAAUCUGUCGGAAACAGGGAGUUGCUGUCUACAUCCUUCUGGACCAGGCCCUGCUCUCUCAGUUUUUGGAUAUGUGCAUGGAUAUGAAAGUUCAUCCUGAAGAGGAAAAGCUGAUGACAGUUCGGACGAUUACAGGAAACAUUUACUAUGCAAGGUCAGGAACUAAAAUUGUCGGGAAGGUUCAUGAGAAGUUCACACUGAUUGAUGGCGUUCGUGUGGCUACAGGCUCCUACAGUUUUACGUGGAUGGAUGGCAAAUUAAACAGCAGCAACCUGGUCAUUCUGUCCGGCCAAGUGGUUGAACAUUUUGACCUGGAGUUCCGAAUCCUGUACGCACAGUCGAAGCCCAUCAGCUCCAAACUCCUGUCCAGCUUCCGGAUCAGCGGUAGGUUUGACCAUCUCAUCGACCAGAAACCACUGUGCAAGGAGCCCACGCUGGGCAACCUGCUGCGGCUACGGCUGGCCAGGCUCUCGAGCAGCCCCAGGAAGGCUGAGCCGGGCUGUGAGGAGGGCCAGGCAGAGGCCGGGUGCGAGGACUCUGAGGCCUCCACCAUCAGUGAGGAGGGCUGCUUCAGCAGCCGCAGAGAUAGGCAGGAGGGCGGGAGGGCGACCGAUGCCACCACUCAGACGGAGCCAGGAGAGGAGAUGCCCACCGUGAGCGUGAGCGACGUGGAGACACAAGCCAGCAUGGCCACGGCGUGCACUGGCACCCAGACUGACAUGGAUGAGAAUGUUCUCUUUCUGGGAACCCAGGCUAAAGAGGGGUCAGCAGUAUCAAAGAUGUCUGUGUCGCAAUCCUCCAGUGUGAGGUCUUCCACCUCUCUGUCCUCCCAAGGCUCUGCGGCCAGCUCCGUCGGCUCCCAGACUUCCCUCAGAGCCAAUGACGUCGUCACACCUGGACACCCCAAGUACUGGAGCACCCCCCACUUGGAUCUGUGCUCUAGGGACUCAUUCAGAAUGUUGAAUGAAGAGCGGCAGUUUCACUUUGCCGGAAUCAGGUCCCGGCUCAACCACGCGCUGGCCAUGCUUUCAAGGAGAACGUUCCUUACUGAAAACUACCUCAGUUUUAAUUCUGGAAGUUUUGCCAGAUCAUCAGCUAAUUUGCUGGCUGUUAGAGAAAUCACGCUUUAUCCCUCCUCUCAGUGACUGCUCCACACGUUCAGGGCGCCUGGCUUCCCCCGGGCUUGCAGUAGACAUCGUCGGAGCAUCCCGCUUUAUAGAAUGUCUCCUGUGCUAACUGCCUUUCUUUCACCCUGAUUUUCUUUGAAUUCUGUAAACCGCACAUUAUUUUACAUGCUUUAUUUUUAUUUUGUUCUUAUCAUGUAUAAGCCAGGUCUUGGUUUUAUGGUUUCAACACUAUGGGUACAGUUUCUUUGCACAAUUUUAAUACUGAUCUCUCUUCAAGAGAAUGUUUCAGGGUUCUCAGGUAAUUCAGAUAAGAGAUAAAAUAUGUGUUGCAGUUUUCUAGGUUUGUAAGCCCUAUUGUUUUCGAGGUUUGGAACGCUAGUUUUCAUGAUCAAAACCCUGUUUAGGAAAAAACUCAAAACUGUUUCUUGGGCUUCCCUGGUGGCGCAGUGGUUGGGAGUCCACCUGCCGAUGCAGGGGAUGUGGGUUCGUGCCCUGGUUCGGGAGGAUCCCACAUGCCGCGGAGCGGCUGGGCCCGUGAGCCAUGGCCGCUGAGCCUGCACGUCCGGAGCCUGUGCUCCGCAGCGGGAGAGGCCACAGCAGUGAGAGGCCCGCGUACCGCAAAAACAAAACAAAACAAAAAUACCCCACUCUAUUUCUUAAGUGUUUAUCUCUUCUUUAGGAUAUCUGUGUUCUUAGCAUUAAACAGAUGUAAACAACUCUUGUUUGGUGGUUGCUCAUGUCCCUUUUUUUGUUUUUUUCUUCUCUCUGGCACUUUUCUGUUUAACUGUAGGAGUGUCUUACAAGUAAAUGCACCUAAUAUUUA